GUGCAAGCUAAGGGGAUUCAUUGGGAAAAGAUCUCAUUCUUAGAUUCCAAACGAGACCUGCUGGUUCCAUCUGGAGAUUCUUCCUGUCAUCAUCAGGUAGGAAAGGCUACACCUCUUUUGAGUGGACGGCAAACCAACAAUGACUUUGGAUUCCCAAAUAGAAGAAUUCCUUUCAGCCAUUUUGUCAAUCAAAGGUAAUGAAUCAAUCGAAUCAUUCCGAGAAAUACGACUAGGCUUCUCUCCUGUGUUAUACAGAAUACACGAGAUACAGAAUGAAUUUCAAAUUCCUCUAAGUCCUGAGAGUGGUUCUGAAGUGGUCGACUUGCCUUUCAGUACUACUGGAAUUGCUCCAAAUGUUUCUAAAAUACCAGAAUUUUUUUCUUCUCCUUAUGAUCAACUGUUUGAUAAUUUAACACAAAAUCUUCUCAAUGGCUUCAUUGCCCUUAUUUGUAUUUUAGGCCUGGUGGGAAAUGGAAUGACAAUUUAUCUCCUGGCCUUUUCCAUUAAGAAGAAUCAUUUCACCACUUUCAUCCUGAAUCUCUCCAUCGCAGAUUUUGGAGUCAUCACAUCCCUCAUUACUGCAGCUAUAUUUAUGACAAUGUUUACUCUGAAUCACCAAACAUACGUUAUCAAUGCCUUUUUCUUCUUACUUUUUGAGUUCUUUUUCUUCACUUAUUCUGCCAGCCAGUUUCUGCUGACGGCCAUCAGCCUGGACAGGUGUGUGGCGGUUCACUUCCCACUCUGGCAUCGCUGCCAUCGUCCUCCAUAUUUAUCCAGACUUGUUUGUGGCCUCAUCUGGAUCCUCUCUUUCUUGCUCUCUGCGGUGCACUUCAUUCUCCACCAGACCAGAACCUAUGGAAGUUCACCUUUGUUUUACCAGCUGAUUGUGAAUGGUUUACUUUGUACGCCUCUCAUGGUUGUGUCUUCUGUGACUCUCUGGAUUUAUAUAAGGUCUAAAAUGCAACGCAAUCAAAGGAAACUUCUGAUCACCAUCUUUCUGGCUCUCCUCUUCUUCCUCCUGUUUUCUCUCCCAAUGAAUGUCUUUUAUGUCCUUAAAUAUUUUGUUUCCUAUAAUCCCCUCCUCCUGACCAUUGGAGUAGGAUGUGGCACUCUCAACAGCAGCAUCAACCCUCUUCUUUAUUUCUUAAUGGGGAGGAAGAAGAGGGGAAAGGAUCAGUCCAGAGCAGCUUACAAGGUUGCUCUGCAAAGAGUCUUCAAGGAUGAGAAGGGAAGCACGGAAGAGCAGGAAACCAUGAGUGAAAGCCAAUUGUGAAGAGUUAUAUAUAUAAGUAUAUAUAUAUAUUUAGUAAAUAUAUAUACUAAAUAUACUAAAUAUAUAUAGCUUCUGUAAUAAUGUCAUGUUCAUGGAGUGUAUAUUGGAGGCAGCUACCCUUUGAGAGCUGUAUGCAAUGAAAUUUCAUUUUAAUCUAUGCCGAUUAAUGUACAUUCAAAGUGUCAAUAAAGUUAUUAUAUUCUGUCCUGUCCUGUCCUGUCCUGUCCUGUCCUGUCCUGUCCUGACCUAUCCUAUCCUAUCCUAUCCUAUCCUAUCCUAUCCUAUCCUAUCCUAUCCUAUCCUAUCCUAUCCUAUCCUAUCCUAUCCUAUCCUAUUAUUAAUAGUUAGCCUCCCCUCCUGCCAGUCCUUUAGGGUGAUUUCAAUUCCUUAUUUUUACCUGGCACCAACCUCACCUGGCAAAAUUCUGUUACAGAAGAACCUUAGUAAUCUUUUCAUUUCAUUCGCAAACCACUUCUGGGUUUUUAUUCUUAAUUUUGUUUGGCUAUUUUUGGAAUAGAAGGAUUUUUUAAGGAUUUGUAUGUGAGGGUAUGGGCGUGGGUGUCGAAAGAGAUAGUUAGAUAGAUAGAUAGAUAGAUAGAUAGAUAGAUAGAUAGAUAGAUAGAUAGAUAGAUAGAUAGAUAGAUAGUAAUUACAGACAGACAGACAGACAGAUAGAUAGAGGCAUACAGUGGUACCUUGGCAUUCAACUGCUUUGAAACUCAUCAAGUUUGUUGCUCAGUACAUUUUGAGGCAAAACCUUUGUCCCAGUACUCAUCAUUUGUUUGCUACUCAAUUCACAAGCUAGAACCUGUUGGUGUUGGCUGUCUUGUGACUAAUAUAUUAUCCCUUAUAGCAAACAUUUGUUUUGAGCAAUCAUUGCACCCAGCGGUGGGAUUCAAAUAAUUUAACAACCGGUUCUCUGCCCUAAUGAUUUCUUCUAACAACCAGUUCACCAAACUGUUCAGAAAGUUAACAACCGGUUCUCCUGAAGUGGUGCGAACUGGCUGAAUCCCACCUCUGACUGCACCUCUUGGAGCCAAUCAGCGAUGAGUAACAUAGUACCACAGUAUAGAUGUAGAUGAUACAGAUAAUAGAUGAUAGGUAGAUAAAUGAUAGAUAGAUAGAUAGAUAGAUAGAUAGAUAGAUAGAUAGAUAGAUAGAUAGAUAGAUAGAUAGAUGUUGACAGAUGAUAGAUAGGGAUGGAUAGAUAGAUAGAUAGAUAGAAUAAUAGAUAGAUAGAUAGAUAGAUAGAUAGAUGAUAUCGAUAAUAAUGAUAGACAGACAGAUGAUAAAUAGAUAGAAAAAUAUAGAUGGUAUAGACAUAUAGAUAUAGUUGUAGAUGAUAGAUACAGAGAUAAAAAUAGAGAUAGAGAUGAUAGAGGUAGACAUAUAGAUGUAGCUAUAGAUACUGUAGUUAGAUAUAGAUAUCUUUUCAAAAUAUUUUUGCAUUUUAUGUAUUUUAUCAUUGUUCAGCUUUUGUUUGCAUUCUAGUCUUUUUAUUCUGGUCUAUGACCAAAGUCAAUAUUUAACUUGAUUUGUGUUACGGAAUUGGACACCUGUUUGCAGGAGGGAAGGCCUCUUUCUCAAGGAGCUAAAAGGCAAAUCAGCCUUGAGUUGUUGGUGUGCAGAAAGAGGCUGAGAAGGGAUCCUCUCUAAAACCUGCAGAAGGUUUAUCUGAUAGAGAUGCAGAGUGUGCUUUAGUCUGGCAAGAUUCCUGUCUAUAUGCAAAGCAAU
Messenger RNA from Ahaetulla prasina, 3007 nucleotides. RefSeq names its product proto-oncogene Mas-like. Gene Ontology annotation, molecular function: G protein-coupled receptor activity. The record is from RefSeq and is a predicted model, not a curated record. Gene Ontology annotation, biological process: G protein-coupled receptor signaling pathway. NCBI's taxonomy places the organism in Eukaryota, Metazoa, Chordata, Lepidosauria, Squamata, Colubridae. The transcript is spliced from 4 exons. The coding region runs from base 140 to 1273 and encodes 377 amino acids. Gene Ontology annotation, cellular component: membrane.